GGAUUUUUGCUGCUCUGGAUGACACAGCAGAUAUCAAUUGCAAGCCAAGGUGAUUCAUCGCUUGAGUCGAGUUCAUCGCCUGAGUCACUGACAAGUUGGUCAAGUUGGAGCAAGUGCUUUGGUCGGUGCAGCGUUAAAUUUCAAACAAGGAAUAAUUGUUCGAAGGGUUGCGUUGGUGACCAAAAUAUGGAGAUUAGGGAGUGUUUAUCACAUACAAAGUGUACAGCUCAUAGAAUACGUCUUUCUCAUAUCCCCUCUUAUGCGGCCAAACUGAAGCUUGAGGUUCAUGAUGGCAAGAAGUGGACGUCCGUCUGCCACCCAGUAGGCAUUGCUGAUAACCUUUGCCAAAUCCAGGGCUUUGAGUCAGCUGAGAAUGAAAAAAAAUGCGAUAUGAUCCAAACGCAUAGUUAUGGCAACAAAACUUGUGGCGUUCUUCAAAGAAUCAUUUCUAUCAAUUGCAGCGAUACACACGAAGUUACCACUGUAUGUAAAGUAAAUGUGUCACUUAAAGGAAACUACUCAGGAAAAGUCAAGUUUUUUCACAAGGGAAUUCUAAAAUCGCUAUCAGGGAUUGGUUGGAAUAUGAUCGCGGCUCAGCUAGUCUGUCGUCAAAUCGGAUUUAAGAGAGCCGUAGCUCCCUUUUCUACGAAAAUCAGUCGUCGCAUUGUCAGUAAAGAGUGUGUUGAUCAUAUUCACUGCUCCGGUUCCGAGACUUCACUAAGUUACUGCAAAUUCAACUUCACUACUAAUUACAAAUGCAAUCCAGAUGCCGAGGCGAGCGUGACUUGUGAUCCAGAACGCGAUCUUGAUUUCAAGUUUCGCCUGGUAAAUAUCACACAAUUUGGUGAGACUAUACAAGUCGAAUGCAAUCUCAAUGCUUCCUACGGUAACCCACUGUGGUACAGCCUCAACGGCCAGAUCAUUGGUUCUGAAAAAAACUUGCGAUUAGAAAACUUGACCACUACUCAAGCGGGUGUGUAUUUCUGUAAGAACAAUCAACAGUAUGGUGCUGUAGUGGUAUACGUUGCAGCAAAAUCUGUAAUGAAGCAAAUGACCAUCCCGGAAAAGAAAUAUACAAUCCUAGCUUGUAACGUUUCUGGAGUUCCUCAGCCAAUGGUGCUGCCCCUUUGGCGAUUAAACGGCCAAUUACUUCGGAAAGCUACUGUUACCAUAAAUAACGGACUUAAUAUCACGGAUGAGGUCAGAAGCGGUGAAGGCCGGAAUUACAGUUGUGGUUUACCUGAAACAACAAUCAAGAAUACUUCAACUGAGCAUAAAAAAACUUCAGAAAGAGCUCUACGAAACGUUGAACGUCAGGAAAAUUUCACUUUACAAAGUGACACAGACACACGAUAUCUCUCCGUUACUGCCUCUCGCUGGGAAAUCUCUCCGAAACAAAUUCACCUCCAAAGCAUACUGGGGACGGGGGCAUUUGGAGAGGUCUGGAAAGCUGUGGUCUACGAAAUCCAAGGACACCCUGAAGAGACUACAGUGGCCGUCAAGAAACUAAAACGUAACUGA
This is a messenger RNA of Stylophora pistillata, 1521 nucleotides long. Its product is annotated as tyrosine kinase receptor Cad96Ca-like. Lineage: Eukaryota; Metazoa; Cnidaria; Anthozoa; Scleractinia; Pocilloporidae. Gene Ontology annotation, biological process: multicellular organism development; positive regulation of kinase activity; cell surface receptor protein tyrosine kinase signaling pathway. Gene Ontology annotation, cellular component: plasma membrane; signaling receptor complex. The record is from RefSeq and is a predicted model, not a curated record. Gene Ontology annotation, molecular function: transmembrane receptor protein tyrosine kinase activity; ATP binding.